Messenger RNA from Suillus clintonianus, 1233 nucleotides. RefSeq names its product glycosyl hydrolases family 31-domain-containing protein. The record is from RefSeq and is a predicted model, not a curated record. Gene Ontology annotation, molecular function: hydrolase activity, hydrolyzing O-glycosyl compounds. Bases 4 to 1146 code for a protein of 380 amino acids. Lineage: Eukaryota; Fungi; Basidiomycota; Agaricomycetes; Boletales; Suillaceae. The transcript has 5 exons. Gene Ontology annotation, biological process: carbohydrate metabolic process.
UCCAUGGCGACGAACGCGACGCACUCCGGCGGAUAUGUGGACCUUGACGUACAUAAUAUGUUCGGGUUGAUGGAGGAAAAGGCAACGAAUCUUGCUAUUCAAUCGAUCCUGCCCGGAAAGCGUCCAUUCCUGAUCAGCAGAUCAACCUUCCCCUCUGCUGGAAAAUGGACCGGUCAUUGGCUUGGGGAUAAUUACAGCAAGUGGCAGUACAUGCACCUCAACAUUCAGGGCGUGUUACAGUUCCAGAUCUACCAAAUUCCGAUGGUUGGUGCUGACACCUGUGGAUUCUACAACAACACCGACGAGGAAUUGUGCAAUCGUUGGAUGCAACUCUCGGCAUUCGUUCCCUUCUAUAGGAACCAUAACGCCAUCGGUGCUCUCUCUCAAGAGCCUUACCGCUGGGCAAGUGUAGCCAACGCAUCCCGCAUCGCCAUCGCUGUUAGAUACGCGCUACUGCCGUACUGGUAUACACUCUUUGCCAACGCCUCCAUGGCUGGUUUUCCGCCCGUCAAGGCGUUGUUUUACGAGUUCCCUGACGAGCCUGAACUGUUCGCCGUAGACAGGCAAUGGCUCGUUGGAAGCGACAUUCUCGUGACUCCAGUCUUGACUCCUGGAGCUACGACCGUCGAGGGUAUCUUCCCCGGCCGCGGAAGCGUAGUUUGGCGCGACUGGUACACACACGCCGUCGUCAAUGCAACAUCUGGAGGCAACACGACGCUGGACGCUCCCAUCAGUCACAUCAACGUCCAUAUUCGCGACAACUCCGCUCUAUUGUUGCACCAAGAGCCCGCGUACACCAUCUACCAGACUCGUGAGGGUCCCUAUUCACUCCUUGUGUCCCUCGAUGCAGCAGGUACAGCAUUCGGCACGGCUUAUGUGGACGAUGGGAUCAGUUUCCCUCCUGGGCCGAGUCGGAGCCUCACGUUCCAGGCUGCCGAAGGCAUACUCAAUAUUGAGAGCAAGGGUGAAUAUGUGAUUUUGCAGAAAUUGGAGACGAUCACUGUGCUUGGGGUGCAGAAACCUACCCAGGUGAAGUUUCAAGGAUCGUCGGCUGAAGGGUGGAUUUUUAAGGAGGCCACUGAAGAGCUGGUGGUGUCGAAUGUGUCUGUCGACCUUAAUGGACAGGUGACUUUGGCGUGGAGGUAGUUUUCUACCAUUUUUUUUGACCAUUGGAUAGAUCGCGCAGUGCGUGAUUGUAAAUACUUACCGUCGUUUUCGGAACCACCAAAAUUG